This is a messenger RNA of Penicillium hordei, 702 nucleotides long. RefSeq lists its product as uncharacterized. The transcript has 4 exons. Gene Ontology annotation, molecular function: oxidoreductase activity. NCBI's taxonomy places the organism in Eukaryota, Fungi, Ascomycota, Eurotiomycetes, Eurotiales, Aspergillaceae. The record is from RefSeq and is a predicted model, not a curated record. The coding region runs from base 1 to 702 and encodes 233 amino acids.
AUGAAGCCGCACAAUCUAGUUUUCCAGGAAGGGGACGCUGUCGAGACCAUUAGAGAUAUCAGAGGAGUAACAGAAGCAGAAGGAAACCAUAGUUUCACCCUUGAGAUUAAUGGCUUUGUGUAUUCGAGGUAUCCACCGCCUUUAUUCACAAACCCAAAGGACUUUGGCGAUCCAGACCAUAUUCAAAAUAUCUUCUUGCCUGAAUGUGAGGCGAUCUUGAGAAACGAGAUUGAGGGAGUCGACCGGGUCUUUAUUUUCGAUUGGAAAAUAAGGAAGAAGAAAAGCGCGAAAGAGCAGCGAAAGAGGAACGAUAAUCUAUUGAGCUUUGCGCGACAAGUGCAUAUAGACACUUUACUCACCAAAGACGAGCCUGGAACCUCUAUGAUAGAGCGUAUUCGUAAUCAUCUCCCCGAAGAAGCCCACCACCUUCUCUCCGGUCGAGUACAAAUGAUAAACAUGUGGCGGCCAAUUAAUGGACCUGUCGAAGAUCAACCUCUUGCUGUGUGUGAUGGGAGAACUGUCGACAAAACUAAAUUGGUCGAAACGGAUAUGACCCGCGGUGACUAUACAGGCACGAUGCUUUAUCCACUUUAUAAGCCAGGGAAUAUUCGCCAAUGGUACUAUUUAAGCAGACAAGCCGUCGAAGAUGUACUGCUGUUUAAGAGUUUUGACUCGAAAACGGGUAGUGUGGAACGUGAGUGA